Messenger RNA from Molossus molossus (Pallas's mastiff bat), 306 nucleotides. RefSeq names its product non-histone chromosomal protein HMG-14-like. The coding region runs from base 1 to 306 and encodes 101 amino acids. Gene Ontology annotation, molecular function: nucleosomal DNA binding. Gene Ontology annotation, biological process: chromatin organization. Gene Ontology annotation, cellular component: nucleus; chromatin. The transcript has a single exon. The record is from RefSeq and is a predicted model, not a curated record. NCBI's taxonomy places the organism in Eukaryota, Metazoa, Chordata, Mammalia, Chiroptera, Molossidae.
AUGCCCAAGAGGAAGGUUAGCUCCACCGAGGGGGUGGCGAAGGAGGAGCCCAAGAGGAGGUCGUCGGCGAGAUUGUCAGCCAAACCUGUUCCUGCAAAAGUGGAAACGAAGCCAAAAAAGGCGUUGGGAAAGGAUAAAUCUGCAGACAAAAAAGUGCAAACGAAAGGGAAAAGGGGAGCAAAGGGAAAGCAGGCCGAAGUGGCUGACCCAGAACCUCAAGAUCUACCCGCGGAAAAUGGAGAAACUGAAAACGAGGAGAGUCCAGCCUCAGAUGAAGCAGGAGAGAAAGAAGCCAAGUCUGAUUAA